Molecule: messenger RNA, 2756 nt
Organism: Chrysoperla carnea
Lineage: Eukaryota; Metazoa; Arthropoda; Insecta; Neuroptera; Chrysopidae
Product: E3 ubiquitin-protein ligase RNF139-like
Exons: 4
Coding region: 56-1282 (408 amino acids)
Source: RefSeq, a predicted model, not a curated record
UGAAUAUUGCUAUUUUAAAAUAAAGUGUAUUUAUAAAAUAAUAUAUUCUAUAAUUAUGGGUAUGAUAACCCGAGUUCGGGGUCGUUUGCAUAGUAUUAGUAAAUUAAAUCCUCAAUAUUAUCAAGAAGAAAAAAUUGCUCAAACAGUAUGUCUUUUGUCAGUAGUAUUUUUGAUGCCAUAUGUGGGCCACAACAGUUUUAUGGGUAUGCCCAUGUUACUCGCUUUUUGUAGUUGGUUAAACAAUUACAGUUGUGUGGCCGCCCCAUUAUUGGUCACAGCGAAAGAAAUAUGUAAUCCGGUUUCAUCUAUUGCAGUUACACAUUUCAGAAAAUUACUUAUAACAUUACAAGAGUUAGCACAAGCCAUGUGGGGUCCAUUUUUAAAUGUAAUUCGUAUGCUUUAUGCACCAAUUGAUCGAACGGAGCGUGCAUUUUUCCGAAUGCAAAAUUUAUUCACUCUAAUUAAUCAGAUUACGUUCUUUCUAUUAGCCGAUGCAUUAUUAAACACAUACACGACAUCGAAAAAAGCGGGACAUGUAACAUCAUUAUACUCGUUAAUGUUCUAUAAUGUUAUUUCGUAUUGUACAUGUUAUAUUAAAGAAUUAAUCGAAAAAGAAGACUGGUCACCAUAUGUACAUAUUACAAAAGCAUCAAAUGUUAAACAUUUAGCAAUGACAACAACGAAAAUUGUUUUAGAAUUUACAAAAGCUGUUACUUUCAUUAUAACUGUUAUAUUUAUGUUGUUAGUAUUUGGAUUAGAACAAAAAUUAGAAAAUUAUCAACCAUCAACAUGCUAUACAAUCAUUACAUGGCUGUUCUACAUGUCCACAGAAAAAGUUUUCACAGAUAUAUUCAAAUCUGCAAUUCAAUUUUUACAAUUAGAUUAUUUAGAAUCAUUAGAACUUUUAUACACACCGGUAUUCUUACAAAGUUUUACAAUGGUGCUAACAGGAAUCUUUAUAUUACCAGUGAUGGUAUUAUAUGGCAAAUAUAGAAUUAUAUUAAUGGCAUUAUAUUUUAAUAUAUAUUUACGGUAUAAACAUUUAAAUUUAUUUGCAUUAAAUGAUUUACGACAAGAACAAAAAGCAUUGGUGCCAUUUAGACAUGCAACUAGUGAGGAAUUAAAUGGUUUCGAUGAUAUUUGUGCGGUAUGUUUAAGUCCAAUGAAAUUAGCAAGAAUUACACCAUGCCAUCAUUUAUUUCAUGCAGAUUGUUUAAGACAAUGUUUGAAAACAUCAAAUAAUUGUCCUAUUUGUAAACAAGAAUAUAUUAUUUUAAGAUAAUUUUUUAUAGGUUUUAGUCAGUGAGUUUUUUUAUUUUUACACAAAGUUAAUUUUUACCUCGCUUAGUAUUUGUUUCUAUCACGUAUGGCGCUAGUGUUUCAAACAUUAAUAUGGUGGUCUGAUUAACUCGCAUAUUUUUUUUAUUGAUUAAAGAAAUGGAACACAUAUUAAGCGAUACUAUUGUACUGCUUGUUUUUAGAUUAUAAAGCAAUUUAUAAAUGUUGAUUUGAUUAGAAAUGAAAGUUUUGCAUUGUUAUGUGGUGAAAGAUGAAAAGGUAUGAGUUAUUGUGAGGCAAGAGUUUAAAAUUGUACAUAUUUAGUUUUAAGUGUUCUGCAAAGAUCACAUACCUGUUCUUUUUUCUAAAUCUUACGGUUGGAUGUGUCUUAUAGACAUAUACCAUCAAUAUUUCAUCAGAGAAGUCCUCAAUUAAAAAAUGACCAGUGUGAAAAUUUCUGGGUUCAGAUGAGAAUAUUCAUUGAUAACCAUGAAUUUGAUAUUCAGAGUCAUUUAAAAGAAUGCAUACGGUUUUUGAGAAAUGUUUCCAAAAAAACGGUUGAUUUUAUUAUGAUGGAUGACACUCUAAUUUAAUCUAUUCCACUGUUUCUCGUCGUUUACGACCCCUUUUAAAUUCAGUGACUCAUUUUUCAUUUGGUAAUUUAUUUGAUGAAAUAUUGACACAGUUUAUCCGAUGUCAUUCAGCAUGAAUAGUGGCACAGUUUAUCCGAUAUCACUGUUAUAGUGGCACAAUUAUCCGAUGCCAUUCAGCAUUAAAAAUGAUCAAUUCUAAACUAUCGAGUUUUUUGAGCGAGCACGGUAUAAGUCUCUUUCACAUUCUUUGUUAGAUGUAUAAUUUAAAGAAUUUAAAAUUAUCCGAAAAUUAUUAAUAUUCAAGCAAAGUAUACAAUAUAAAGUUUUAAAAAUAUUCAUUUAUACCUUACUCUGUUGAUGACUCUUUGAAUAUAAGUCUAUAUUCCAAAGAACGAACGACAUUUUAUACUACCAACAAAUGAGGCAUGUCAGAGAACACCUCAUCUUCAAGAACUUUCGAAGGUUAAAAAAUUAUUAGGCUAACCACAAUUUAGCCACACACCAAUUUCUAGAGCUGUAUUUAUCAAUGACGUACUGUAUGCUCAUGGACACUCGGCUUGCCGCGAAAUUAAAGAUUUUUUAGGCUCCUUAAAAAAGAAAUCCCCUUAUGAAAAUGGAGGGCGGUAUGUUCUUAGAAGACAAAUUUGUAGACAAGGUCAUGACAACAGGCUCUCAAAUAAUAUUCCUGACCAUAGACCUACUAGCAAAUUUUAUAUCUAAUUGAUAAAGGCGUUGAAAGGGAUUUUUAUCGCUAAGCUAUUGGGCAUUAAAGAAUGAUGGAUAAAAGUUUUAUUAUCAUUUGUAAAUUGCUAUUUUGUUAAUGUACUUAGAGAUAUUUGUAAUAUCAUGUAUAAAUGUGAUUGAAUUUAUAUUUUUUGUACUACA